Messenger RNA from Porites evermanni, 3880 nucleotides. Lineage: Eukaryota; Metazoa; Cnidaria; Anthozoa; Scleractinia; Poritidae. The record is from the annotation of a GenBank genome assembly.
AUGGCGGUGCCUUCGAAGGGUCCAGAACUCGGCGGCUAUGAUUAUGACUUCAUUAUCAGAGUUCCUGAGGACUGGAUAUGUCUCGUCUGUCAUCUAGCAAUGAAAGAUCCGGUGCAAAUUGUGGGAUGUGGUCACCGACUUUGUAAUAUCUGCAUGGAGUCCCUUUUCAGGUAAUGACUUGUAUUAUUCAAACAACGAAAGAACAGUCGAAAUAACCGCGUGAAUGCGAUAAGUCAUCGCUGGUGAAUGAUAUCUUGCUCGUGUCUUUAUACUUGACGCUCAGGAUUGCCACUUUCGAUUAUUUCUGCUGAAAGAGCGAGGAUUAACAACGUGAAUAUUUUAAAGGAUUCUGUAGUUAGUAUUUCUUUUCCGGUGCCGAAUCAUCGUCCUGAAUAUUUUUAUGUGUUUGUGGUCGUUUGUGUUUAGUAUCCCAAAGUGUAAUCAUUCAAAUGAUGGUCAUUGAAAGGAACUUUCCCCGUUGUGCUUCUCAUUGUUUCGGUUCGUCUCUGUAUUUCUAAACACGCAGUUUACUUUAAACAUAAUUUGGUCAUGAUAACCGAUGGACCAUGCGUUCAAAAAUCUUCACUUUGGGCUUCAAUUUUUUCCGCAGUCAAGUUUUAAUGUCUAUUAACUUUUCUGCGUGUAAUAUUUACUUAAUUCCUUAAGGGAAUAUAAUUUGAGUGACUUAAAUUAAAGGGAGUGUUGUCAGUGUUCCAGGUCAUUCGAACGUUCAUAACAUAAACUCGCGAACUAAUGAAUGCUAAUCGAUAUUUCCUCUCAUUUGUUGAAUUGAUUGAUGGAGGGUGGUGUUUGGUUUUCUUCUAAUUUGAAUUUUUAUUGUUUAGGCGCCCUUCACCGUCUUGUCCAGCAGACAGGCAGCCAUUAUCACGCGACAAGGUAUUCUGUUUCGUUAGUCAUGCAAUUUAAUUGUAACGCCAUCUUGACUCACAGAUAACUUUUUUCAUGAUGCAUUAAUUUCUAUUUUUUAAUUGUCAUGACAAAAAAUGUGCUUCAUCAAAAGUGUCCGGAAUGAGAGGCAAAGUGUAUCAUUAGUUGAAGCAGGGAGACAACUACUCUCCCAGUCUCGCACGCACGCACAGCCGUUUUUGAAGUUUCGUCACGCAACGCUCCUCAAUUCCGUGUGGGCUUCGUAGGAGAUUAGAAGCCAGGAACCGACUAUUCUAGGCCUCCAUCAUUCUAUGUUAGGUAUUCUCAAACAACCUUCUCCUUAAUAAUUUGCAGAUAUUUCCGGACGCCGCUUGCCACCGUAAAAUUUUGGAUCUGUCCGUGAAGUGUUCAUAUUUUAGGUGUUCAUGGACGGGAGAAUUGCGUGACGUGGAGGUACGUAUGUCAUGCUUUUGUUUCCCUACUAUGGAAAGAAAAACACUGUAUAAAGCCAAAGACCUGGUUAAACUAGGAGACCUUGUUGCCGAAACAUUCUUUUUUGUUGCCGGCAUCAUCAUCACUUUUCGUUAAAGUUCGCGUCAGUGUGGUCAAGUAUUACUUAGAGUUGCGCAAAGGUUCUUAAGGUAAUUCGCGUCAAAUUAUAACUUUGCCGACCCAGUAUUCCUCUUCACUUAGAAUGUCAAUCUCUUUCACUUUAAGAAACAUCAAUCAAGCUGUUCGUUCAAAGUGGUUAAUUGUCCAAACGUUGGUUGCAAAGAAAAGCUCACCAAACAGGAGUUGACAAUCCACGUGACUUUUGAAUGUUCUUGGAGGAUAAUUAAGUGUGAAUAUUGUACAGCAUCAUUUGUCCAGAAUCAAAAACAGGUACGAUGAAAAUUUGUUUCUUGUUUGGUUGUUUUUAUGUAGGUAAGGCCCAAGCACGCACUAAAACUUGUUUUCCUGCGCUGUGCGCCUGUGACUGCCGGUUACCUCAACAUUGUCCUUAGCGUCUAUUCUUUUUCCAAUAUGACGACGGCAAGAGACUCCAAAGAAGAGUCUUCUCUCUCGCCGUCGCCAUAUUCCCUACUCCAGAAACUAUAAAGAGAAUGAGUACAAGCUUUCGGGGCAACGCAUUCUGGGAUUGUUUGGGAAGACAAGCGUUUAUGAUUGGUUAAUGGUUGCCUGGGAUACCAUCGGCCAAUCAUAACUAACGUUUGUCCACCCAAGCUAUCCCAGAAAUCGUUGCACCGAAAGCUUGUACCCAUUCCCCUCAUAGUUUCUAGGGUGGAAUGAAACACUCGUCGCGUAUAUGAACCAGGCGAAAACCCUCACCCUUUUCUUACACUGUACGGGUAUUUGUAGAAGCAUCUGAUCCUAUCCGCCUAGUUCUUCUUGAAUACGUUUUCAGGCUGACUCAAAGAAUUAUUUAUCAUCGCAAAACUAUGUGCAUUAGGAGUGAAACCCUUUAGUUUUAAAAGCCCGAAUGGCCGCCGUGACACACUACUUUUAAAUCGUCCGCUCGGAAUUUCCCGCUUUCGACUUUCUCAAAGAGUAUUUGUUCAUUUCCUUCCGCAGAUCCAUCUUGCCACUUGCAGAAAGUUUCCUGUCCAGUGUACUAACAAGUGUGGUGUGAGGGAUAUCCCAAGGGAAAUGGUUCGUUGUUUUUUUGCAAGAAUUUCAAAUUACAGUACAACUAUUGAUGGCUCCUCCCCUUGGUAUCAACCUUUUGUUCGCCUAAUACUUCUCUUUACAGGACAUUUCCGAGUUCCAAACCCUCACUUUGAAACUGAGGCCGAGUGCAGUGAAACCUUUCAUGUUAAAAUGUUUUUUAUUUGCAUAAGAAUAUAGAAAUGACUGUUAUCCACAUCGGUUCAUUGUCUGUUAUUUAGUGUCAGUUUUGUUUGUUAUUUGUUUGAAACUCGUGGCUUGACUUGAGGUAACUCGGAAAUUUCUUAGCUAUUAACAAUCAUCGCUACAUUAUAAAUAUCUUAUUAUCCACACCCCUCAGAGCUUUUUAGCGAUAAAGUUGAAUCCCGAUUUCUCGAGCCCUCGGUUUUUCUACUGCUUGUAGGGCAGUUUGCCUAUUGUAGUAUAUUCGAUGUUGUUGUGUUUUUUUUGGCAGCUUGGGGAUCAUACCCGUUAUGAUUGUCCUAAAACUUUGGUUCAGUGCGAGUACAAUUCUUUGGGAUGCGACGCAGUGGUAAGAAUUUUUUUAAAAAAAUGUAUGCCUCCUUUAUUCCAUUCAAUCUCUGACGGACUGCGACGCGAUCGGAAGCUGUCUGCGUCGGACAUAUUCAGUCGAUUUCAUGCACAAAAAGACAAAUACUCCCAUUUAAUUGUCGGAAUAUUUCUUCGUUCGCAGUUUCCACGAUCAAGCGCCACAUUUCACUCGGAAUCUCAAGUUGAACACCAUCUCACCCUUGCCCUCCGUGGCCUUGAGUCAACUCAGCACCAGGUCCGCGCGCUUGCAAACCUUGUCAAAGAACAGUCGCAACAGAUAAAGAGACUGGAGCAGAUGACGGAGAAAUAUGCGCCGUACAUUUGGAAGAUAACUGGCUUCCAAGCGGUAUACGAUAGGGCUGUUACAGGGGAACAAGAGACCCUACUGAGUGAACCGUUUUAUUUGUCAAAAAACGGGUACAAGUUACGAAUCAAAAUGUUACCGAACGGUGGCACCGCUGAUCCACCUUCGCAUAAGAAAUAUCAUGGGAAAUACUUAUCGGUCUAUAUCAAAGUUAUUCCCGGUGAUUACGAUUCAAUAUUACUCUGGCCUUUUACGGAGAAGAUACGUAUCACUAUAAUCGAUCAAGCGUCCUGCCAGGGUGACAGAGUAAACAUAUCAAUGGUUGUUGAUUUCAAGGAUUCUCCCUGGCCCCGCCCUCUGAAGGAAGGAAAUCUUGGUUUUGGUUACCCUGGUUUUGUCCCCCAAAAUGAAUUGCAGACCCGAUCAUACUUAAAAAACGAUAAAAUAUUCCUCAUGGCUAGUAGAGGUUAG